Molecule: messenger RNA, 2572 nt
Organism: Heteronotia binoei (common prickly gecko)
Lineage: Eukaryota; Metazoa; Chordata; Lepidosauria; Squamata; Gekkonidae
Gene: DTWD2
Product: DTW domain containing 2
Exons: 6
Coding region: 132-983 (283 amino acids)
Source: RefSeq, a predicted model, not a curated record
GGCCCUUUUCUAACCAUGUGACGAAGCUUUUCGCUGCUUCCGUCUCGUGGUUGCUUUGCGAACUCUUCCUACGGGGUCCUAGCGCCACCAGUUAAAUUUGGAUCGCUUCGAUAGCAGCCCCUUCGCCAGCCAUGGAAGAAGAGCUGUCUAGUGCGAUGGGCGGAAGGAAAGAUGCCCUGUGUGUGGUCGACAAUACUGUAAGUCAGAACAAAGGAGCAAUAGCGGAGGAGGACGAGGACGACUGUCAGGGCCUAUGGAAGUUGCCCGUGGAGUGCAGCGUUCGCAGACGCGAGUGUGGCCGCUGUGGCCGUCCUCAAAAGGUGUGCUUGUGUCCGUUUUUGCCAGUCAAUCCCUUGAAAGUCUCCACCUGCUUGUACAUCAUCCAGCAUCCAGCAGAGGAAAGUAGAGUACUACGGACGGUGCCUCUGCUGGCUGCUUGCUUGCCUGAAGAAAAAUGUAAAGUUUUGAUUGGUCGUCGCUUCAGUGAAGACCGGUACCCUGAGCUAGCAUAUGUGUGCAGAAAUCCUAAUACCUUGAUAUUAUAUCCUGGAGCGGGAGCAGCAAAUCUAGAAGAAAUAGAAUUCAGCUCCCCAAAUCCCUGUGUAAUCAUAAUAAUCGAUGGAACCUGGAGUCAGGCCAAAGAUAUAUUCUUUAAGAACUCCCUUUUUCGUAUACCUAAGCAGGUGCAACUGAGAACUAGCCUUUCAAGUCAGUAUGUUAUUCGUACACAGCCCACAAAUGCAUGCCUAUCCACACUUGAAUGUGCAGCAGUUGCUCUUGCAAUCAUGGAAAAAAAUGAUUAUAUUAAAGAGACUCUACUCCGACCUCUUCAAGCUCUGUGUUCUUUCCAGCUUCAGCAUGGUGCCCAGAUCCAUCACAGCAAAGAAUAUCUUAUUAAAAAUGGUUUAUAUGACAAGCCUAUGCCAAAAAAUAAACGCAAACUCAGGAGAAUGGAACUUUUAGUUAAUAAUGUUAAAAUUUAGCAAUGUCAUGUAGUCAUAAAAAGACUUUUUUCUUCCUUUUAGCUAAUGAGGUGAAGUUUGAUAUGGGUUUAAUCCAAACAGCCAUUUCUUUAAUAAAAGGACCAAAUUUAGGUGGCGUCUUGCCCAGGAGUUCAAGCAUAAUAGAAAAAAACAGAGUUCCUAUUGCAUUGGACCAAGGAAUAAAGGACAGCCUUUAUUUCCCCCAGUUUAUCCAUCUGUGAUCGGUAACAUGACUUCUUUGUUUUUCCUAUAGAAAAAUUUUGGCAUUGCUGAAUGAAGUACAAAAGUUUUAUAAUGCAAUGGUAAGGAUUCAGUAAUAGGUGAUUUGUAAGGAUGUUCAGUACUAAAAUGCAGAUUCUCAUUUUCUCCUGGAAGUGUAUUUAUGCUGCCAACUGUGUAAGGCCAAGUGGAGACAAGAAUCCAAGAUUGCUGCUUUACUUAUAAAAAUAUUAAUGAAAUUGUUUAAAACAGAUGUGCUUUGGCCUGGAGCUUUUCUUUCUGCUAUAAAAAGAUACAGACAUGAUAGAAUGGUUAAGACUCUGACCCUGAUAUAGAACAAACCACAGGAGCAGGACUUACAUCUUUCCCAAGGGACUGUAAACAGCACAUGAAAAGAUCUUUGCCAGACUCUGUCCUGACAGCUCAAAUGUUAUGUGUUUGAGGUUGGCUAGAUCACAAUCAUAACCUUGAUUUUUUUUUUUUGUAGCCAUUAGUAUUCUUAGUAUAGGAUAUAAUAUAUAACAGUCAUUAGUAUUCUUAGGUCUUGUGUAGCAGGAGAAUUUAUUCUUUUGCAUAUAUUUCUGACUACUGUAGCAGAAAUCGGAGAUGUGAUAGAAGUUGAAAAGGAACAUCAGCCCUAUGUGGUGUGUUUCAUCUAGAUAAAGAAAUGGAAUCAAUGUUAUUGAGAAUACAAGUUGACAGCAAAAAUUACUGAUGCUGACAUAGGACAUUCCUACCGAAGAUAUAUCAGGACUGAAGCAGUUCCUGUGAAAGUAUUAGCAAUUAUUUUUUUUGUAACAAACACCGUCCUCAUAUUGAUGAAAGGUGGUCUCAUUUCCUUUAGUUUGAUUUUGCCUUAUUUCAGACUCAGUAAUAUAGCUGUGUAUAAUUGAAAAGGUUAUCUUCACUACCAGGAAGGCUAAAUGUUUUACUUAAUGAAAGCAAUUUUAAGGAGAGAAGAAAAAUUCCAAAUUUGAAACAAUUUAAAUUAUCUUAGCAUUAUCAAAAAAAAAACCCUUUCAUAAUAUUAUGAGUAUUUUUAUUCACACUGAAUUAAUGUUUCCUAUUUUGCCGCUUUUAUAAACUUUCUUAACCCAAUAAGCUCAGCUAUUUCUUUAAAAUUACUCAGAAGUAAAUUUUAUAUGAUUUAAUAAUUUGGACUCCCAUUUUGUUUUUAUGUAGAACUUGUAAUUUAUCAGAGGUGUUCAUACUUUAUUUUGUCACAGAUUUUAACAGCUAUGUCAGGAUUUUUCCUCUUCAUUUUACAUGAGAUUUCCAUGUUUUAUUUUGACAUUUCUUGGUGUGUAGUAGAAGUGUACUUCUUGCUGCCGUUUUCAUAAAAAAUAUGUGAUCUUUAGUUUACAACCAUA